Molecule: messenger RNA, 2097 nt
Organism: Plasmodium knowlesi strain H
Lineage: Eukaryota; Apicomplexa; Aconoidasida; Haemosporida; Plasmodiidae
Product: cysteine--tRNA ligase, putative
Exons: 3
Coding region: 1-2097 (698 amino acids)
Biological process (GO): cysteinyl-tRNA aminoacylation
Cellular component (GO): cytoplasm
Molecular function (GO): ATP binding; cysteine-tRNA ligase activity
Source: RefSeq, a predicted model, not a curated record
AUGAAACUUUUCAUUUUUAUAUACUCAGCCCUUUUCGCCAUUUCCCAUAAAAAGAACUUCUCGGCAUCGGUGAAGCUUCCCAGAAGCACUUGCAGUAGUGGUUGCAAGAGCGGGCGCAACAGUGAGCGCAGCACGAGUCCCCUGCCACUACUAGUCCAUUCUGAAAGGCUCAUUUCCACAAAGAGGAAGACCCCGUGGAGCACCCGGGGGAUGUACUUUAUUCGCAACUCAUUUCAUCGCAAGGGAUAUCAUUUUUUUCACACGCGUCAAGUGGACAGAAACGUGGCCAAGGCGAAAACACUUCAGUGCAACAUGGAGACGAAUAGCAGCUUACCUAAAUGGGACAUGCCGCCCAAGGAGGGGAAGAAAAUCACGGGUUUGCUUGUGAACAACUCGCUCACACGAAGCAAGGUGGAGUUCGUUCCGCAGGAGAAGGACCAAAUCAGAUGGUACGCAUGUGGACCCACGGUGUACGACGCAGCGCACCUGGGUCACGCGAGGACAUAUGUCAGCUUCGACAUCAUCCGGAGGAUUCUCGUGAAUUACUUCAAGUACGACGUUUUCAUGGUGAUAAAUAUAACAGAUAUCGAUGACAAAAUUAUUAAAAGAAGCGAAGAGGAGAAAGUAAGCUUCACAGAAUUAGCCAGAAAAUGGGAAUUGGAAUUUUGGGAAGACAUGAAAAAGUUGAAUGUCCUCCUCCCGACAGCCAUCACCAGGGUUAGCGAAUACGUUGAUCAAAUAAUUCAUUAUAUAGAAAAAAUUAUUGAAAAUAAAUAUGCCUAUGUGAGUGAAGAAGGUAGUGUAUACUUCGAUAUUGAUGCGUUUAAAAAGAAUCCAAAGCAUUUUUACGCGCGCAUGGAGCCACUCUCUGUGAAGGACGAAACGAAAAUUUUGGAAGGAGAAGGAGAUCUAGGAGUAAUAUCAAAGAAGAAAAAAAAUUCGUACGAUUUUGCUCUGUGGAAAUCAUCCAAACCGAAUGAACCGUAUUGGAACUCUCCGUGGGGAAAGGGAAGACCAGGAUGGCAUAUAGAAUGUUCAACAAUGGCUAGUAACAUUUUAGGAAGUGUUCUUGACAUACAUAGUGGAGGAGUAGAUCUUCGAUUUCCACAUCAUGACAACGAAUUAGCUCAAAGUGAAGCAUUCUUUGACGCAAGUCAGUGGGUCAAUUAUUUUCUUCAUUCGGGACAUCUACACAUAGAAGGUUUAAAAAUGUCCAAAUCCUUAAAAAAUUUUAUAACCAUAAAACAUAUGCUAAGUCAGUAUACCCCUAAUCAAAUUCGUAUUUUAUUUUUACUGAACAAAUGGGAUAACUUUAUGAAUUAUAGUCCAAAUGGAGAAAGCAUGAUACAGUGUGUAGAAAUUGACAAAUUUCUGUUUAAUUUUUUUGCUUUACUGGAAAUGAAAAUAAAGAAUUUCCACCUAAGUAACUCCAAUCUAUUCUGGACCCAAGUAGACAACAAUCUGAACAACCUAUUCCGUUCAACAAAGAACAAAGUGCAUCAAGCUCUUCUGGAUAAUUUCAACACGCCUGAAGUUAUCUUAGCGCUACAGAAGCUAAUCACCGAAAUUAAUAUAUACUUACAAAAUGAGAAAGUUCAAAUUGGGCUACUUCUCGAGUUGAAGCAUUAUAUCUCCUUCAUACUGGAUACCUUCGGAUUGGUAUAUGGUCAAACGCAAAGUGGGAAAAAUGAAAAAUUUGAUGAACUUUUACAAACGCUUGGAACGUAUAGAAGCAACAUUCGGACGACACUACAGAGCAAUGCUAAACUAAUUAGGAAAAUUAUGAAAGACACAAAAGAUGUCACUAAAAAAGGAGGAGAGGAAGAUGAAAAUAAUUCUACUACCCAACAGAGGGACCUACUUUACGCUGAAUUUGUUAACAGUGUGAAGGCUAACAAUGAGACUUUACUAAAGGAGUGUGAUUUGCUACGAGAUGAACGUCUACUAAAUUUGGGGAUACUCAUCGAUGACCGACCCAAUAACGAAUUCGUUGUCAAGGUGCUUGAUGAGAACCAACUGCAGCAGGAGAAGCGGAAGCGCGAACAAGAACUCAGUAAGAGGAAGGGCAAAAGUGACCACAACGAAAAGCGGGAGUGA